Molecule: messenger RNA, 2152 nt
Organism: Manis javanica (Malayan pangolin)
Lineage: Eukaryota; Metazoa; Chordata; Mammalia; Pholidota; Manidae
Gene: CDIN1
Product: CDAN1 interacting nuclease 1
Biological process (GO): erythrocyte differentiation
Cellular component (GO): cytoplasm; nucleus
Source: RefSeq, a predicted model, not a curated record
UUAACUAACAUGGCGGCCGUUGUCUUCGGCAGGGUCUACUGCGGCUGCUCAGAAAGCCAAGGUUGGGCGAUCGGGUCUACAGCCCUCCCUCUGCCGCGGAGCUGCCGAGUGAAACCCGGGCUGUGUCGCUAGGGGUGAAAGGGGUAUAGGGUAAAGCCACGCAAGACGAGGAUCCAGAGCCUUGGUGCUGUGUGCCUACCCCUCAUCUCCGGGCACCAAGGCUGCUCGAGCCCAGGGUGUUUUUUUUCUGUGUUCUCGCCACCUCCCAGUCCCUGGCCCAACAUGAUACUGACCAAAGCCCAGUACGACGAGAUAGCACAGUGCCUAGUGUCUGUGCCACCUACCAGGCAAAGUCUGAGGAAGCUGAAGCAGAGGUUCCCCAGAAUAUGCUCUCAUGUUCACAGAAGAAGAAGCUACGGAAUGGGACCUAUAAAUCCAAUUCCUGCAUGUGUCAAAACAGUAAUUCAAUCGCAGGCCACUCUGCUGAGCAUCUUCUCCCAGGAGUACCAGAAACACAUUAAAAGAACACAUGCCAAACAUCAUACUUCGGAAGCAAUUGAAAGUUACUACCAGAGGUACCUGAACAGAGUCGGGAAAAAUGGCGCUGCCCCAGUGCUCCUGGAGCUGGCCAAUGAGGUGGACUAUGCACCCUCAUUAAUGGCUCGGAUUGUACUGGAGAGGUUUCUACAAGAGCAUGAGGAAACUCCACCAGCGACCUGGCUGGCCUUUGGCAAUGAAAUGCAGUGCACAUGGCUCCGCAGUCAAAUCAUCAAAUUUCCCUCCUCCAAGUCUGUUAUAAAUAGUAUGCUACGGGACCCUUCUCAGAUUCCAGAUGGAGUUCUAGCAAAUCAGGUCUAUCAGUGCAUUGUGAACGACUGCUGUUAUGGACCACUGGUGGACUGCAUCAAACAUGCUAUUGGUCAUGAGCAUGAAGUCCUGCUGAGAGACUUGCUUCUAGAGAAAAACCUGUCCUUCCUAGAUGAAGAUCAGCUCCGUGCAAAGGGUUAUGACAAAACACCAGACUUUAUUUUACAAGUACCAGUUGCUGUAGAAGGGCACAUAAUUCACUGGAUCGAAAGCAAAGCCUCAUUUGGUGAUGAAUGUAGCCACCAUGCCUACCUGCAUGACCAGUUCUGGAGCUACUGGAAUAGAUUUGGGCCAGGCUUAGUCAUCUACUGGUAUGGAUUUAUCCAGGAGCUGGACUGUAACCGGGAGCGGGGCAUCCUGCUCAAAGCCUGUUUCCCCACGGACAUUGUAACCUUGUGCCAUAGCACAGCUUGACCCUGAUGAUCCUGGAAGAAAAGCUGGGAGGAAAAGGUGAAUGCGGAAGCAAUUUUACUUUCCUGCAGUGUAAACUCCUGGCAACAUCUGCCCUGAACUUCAGCUGAACCCUUCCUGCCCAUGGUCACACCACUGCCUCUUUAGACAAACAUAUCAAGAGUUUCUGUUUUCCUUCAUCCCUUGCCGAUGUGAACAGCCAAGAACUACAGACACAGCCCACUUAUUAUCAGCAUUUCUGUCUCUGUCAAACAGUUAGUUUAUAGAUAGUCAUAAUCUUCCUUCCUUCCGGAUGGCUUCUCCUUGUAUACUGAACAAAAGAAGAAAUGUGGAGACUGAAAGGUGUGGUUUUUCAGUUCUCCUCCCAGUUACCGACUCACCCUGGUAUCUGUUUCUAAGCCUCCAUUCAUUCUGUCCCCCCAGCCCUCUCUUCAUGCGCUCACAGCUACUGUGCUUUGCAUCACCGCCGUGGCCUCCUCUACCACAGGCCUAGCAGAACUGAAGCCAUGAAGCUGCAGCCGGGCCCUCACUGUCCCCUGCAGGGCCCCAGGAGCCCUCUAGGGCAGCCUGUGCUUCUUUUGUCCAGUCUUUACGGUUUCCUGCCUUCUGUGGCUUCAGUCCAAGCUGAAAAAAUACACUUGAUGAGAAUUUCCUCUUUUUAUAAUACUUAUUUGAACACCCAACAUUUUCCAUUUAUCUCAUUUAAAAGUAUUAGUUACAUUUUGUCUGGAAACUACACCCCUUCUUUGUAUUGGGGGCUGGGGGGAGAGAGCUGAAGCUCAGUGCCAGCACUGACAGUUUUAUUUUUAAACACAGCCAGUUGUCAGUAUGUUUGGUGAUCAAUAUUUUUAUGAGUAAAAUGUUUUUAAAAGCA